Molecule: messenger RNA, 2017 nt
Organism: Dermacentor andersoni
Lineage: Eukaryota; Metazoa; Arthropoda; Arachnida; Ixodida; Ixodidae
Product: (3R)-3-hydroxyacyl-CoA dehydrogenase-like
Biological process (GO): fatty acid biosynthetic process
Molecular function (GO): quinone binding; oxidoreductase activity, acting on the CH-OH group of donors, NAD or NADP as acceptor
Source: RefSeq, a predicted model, not a curated record
CCCCAAAACCUCAGAACUAAAGUGCUCAGAACAACUCGGCUCGUUCUUCAGUAGUCUGGCCAAUAGCGGCCUCUAGGCAGGCAAGCCGUUGUGAUACUUAGGCUGGACAUCCUCUUUAUGCUAUUCUCAGAUACUGCGGCGUAGAAGCAGCAGCUACUGAAGUGACGUGCCUGCAAACAACGUGCGCGUCAACAUGCCUCUAACUGGCCGUUUAGCAGCAGUCACUGGAGGUGCAAGUGGCAUUGGGAAAGCCAUCUGCUUUGCACUAGCAAAAGAAGGUGCUGUCGUGGUUGUGGGCGAUAUUAAUUUCUGCGGAGCACAGGAAACCGCUGCUGCGCUGCCAGGUGUGGGCCACCCUCACCAGGCAGUCAAGGUGGAUGUUUCCAGGGGGGAGAGCGUUGCGACUUUCUUUGAAACCAUCACAAAAAUGUGCACACUGCCGCUCAGUGUUGCAGUAAGUUGUGCAGGUAUCCUCAAACCGGCCUCCUUGGUGGACAUGUCCGAGGAAUUAUUCGAUGAAAUCAUGAACAUAAACUUUAAGGGCACGUUCCUCUUCUGUCGUGGUGCUGUGCGAGCCAUGCAGGCAGCGCGGGUGUCUAACGGUGUUUUGGUGACUGUGGCAAGCAACUGGGCACACAGUGGGUCACCCUGCUACAGUGCAUAUGCAGCCUCAAAGGCAGCCACAGUAGCCUUCACCAAGUCGUUAGCACUUGAGCUGGCGGCAGAUGGCAUGCGCUGCAACUGUGUACUACCCAGCUACACGGACACGCCCAUGACAGCAUCCAACAGCCUUCAGGAAAAAGCACGUGAUGCAGCUAAGUCUGCACUGGGUCGUGCUGCACGCCCUGAUGAAGUGGCUGAUGUGGUGGUCUUCCUGUGUGGACCCCGAAGUUCCUACGUCAAUGGAAGUGCUAUUGACAUCAAUGGCGGAGCUGUUGUUUGAUCAUUUAACCACUGCUAGUAUUCCUUUAUAUGCUUAACUAUUUGCGUUGGUAAACUUGUGCACCAACUUGUCGCUAAAAUUUAAAUGCAUGUCUGGGGACGUCAGCCUCUUAGCACCGUAGCUUGAUAGGGGCCCAUUCUGUACGGGCCCUGUACUGCAUAUGUGUUUCAGAUCCAUAUCUUGGACAGUUCAGAAAUUUAAAACAAGAAGUGAUGACACGACCAGACUGAACCAACCACCUCCACAUGUAAAUACGGUGACUCACUUUGUAUAACUGUAUUCUCCCUAUAACUCUGCUGUUGUGAUUUUCUUUUUUUUUUCUUAUAUAUUGUGGUUUGCUAGCAAAUCUCAAGCUCUGAUGUCUCAGACAAUUUGUUCAAAUAAGCGUUCUUAUUAUACACUCUGCAGAACAUGUGCAGCUGUUGCAGUGACCAGGAGCCAUAUUCUUGCUCAAUCCUGUUUGGGGAUACUUUCACUUUAGCAUUGUGUAAUGUAAAAGCAACAUGUCAUUAGAGCAACAGGCAUCCUGCCCACUGGCUUAUCUAAUAAAUGAGCACUGAAAGUGACGUGCAUGGAAGUUAUCAACUGAGAACAUGGUCCCGGAGUAGAACUGCAUUUCAAGGUGCACUUUCGGGAUCAAGCAACACUAGUUGAAGCAAGGUAUAAAACAUGGAAAGGGUGCUCCAUGGCCCAUUUGCUUAUAGCUGCUGUGACAUUGCAGCCAUUGUUGGCUCCUUACUGCAGGGGUCUCGGACACGUAGGUCAUGAAGACCUUCAGUGUGGCUUGUGUUGACCCACUUGAGAUUUUGCAUCCUCCACUGUUACACUAGUUCAAGCUUUUAUCAAUACCAUCCUUCUCGGAACAUCACAGGUUAGCCUGCUAUGCGCUAUGUAUGCGACACGAGAUUCGAGCUUAAGACACUUCCAAGACCUCUCUGUUGGGUCGUGGUGUAUCAGUUUCAGUUUCACUUUUGCAUUUUAGUCUGGCCACAUUGUGUAACUCUACUUCACUGUGACGUCACCCUUCUGUACAUAAUAAAGGAUCAUGCGGCUGGUUAGGAGUUGCACCACAAA